UUUUUGCGUGGCUUCCUCCCUCUUUCAACAUCUGUUUCUUCUUCCUCUCUCCCCCCUACUAUAUAUAUAUGUAUGUAUGUAUGUAUAUUAUGUACAGCUAUAAACACACAACAGUUCUUAUUUCUUAGCUCAAUUACGAUCAUAUCUGUGCGAAAAUGGAAAGUCAAGAUCGGGUGGAUGAGUAUUUCUCAAAGUUUUACGAGAAAUGGAUAUCCCAAUUGGAGCAACUGCUGAAGCUCCUACUAAUGGUGUCGAGGGAGGCGUCGCCGGAGAUCAGCUGCGAGGCGGCGGUGGAGAAGCUCACUGUCCACCACAGAGAGUACUUCUCCACCAAAUGGGCGGCGACGGCGGCCCGCGACGACAACGUGCUGUCCUUCUUCGUCCCUUUAUGGCUCACCCCUCUUGAGAACGCCUACCUCUGGAUCACCGGCUGGAAGCCCUCCACCGUCUUCCGCCUCAUCGACUCGCUCCGGAAUUCCCAGCCGCCGGAGGGGAGCGUCGCCGGGAUGACGGAGGAGCAGGUGGCGCAGAUAGCGACGCUCCGGGCGCAGAUUAAGGCGGAGGAGGAGAGGGUCGAGCGGGAGAUGGAGCGGCUGCAGGUCGCCGUCGCCGACCGGAAAAUGGUGGAGCUGGUCUGCGGGAUGGACAGCGCCGCGCCGGAGGGGAUGGUGGACGCCGCCGUCAAGGGUCUUCUCGCCGGCCUCGAGAAGGUUAUGAAAAUGGCGGACUGCGUCCGCCUGAAAGCGCUCAAAGGAGUUUUGGAUCUCCUGACUCCGAUGCAGUCCGUCGACUUCCUCGCCGCCACUUCCAUGCUCCUGAUCCAUCUCCGUAAAUGGGGGAAGAAGAGAUCCACGCGCCACCACCACCACACCACCACCACCACCACCAGCUUUUCCGGCGACACCAACAAUGCACCGCAGUGGCGUAGUUAACAUAUAUAAAGAGAGCUACUCUAUCUCUAUCUGUAGUAAUUAAAUAAGGUUAAUAAUGUAAUUAAGUCUGUGUGAUGCUAUAUGGUAAUGCUGUGUGUGCUGUUACAAGUAAUGAAUGUAUUAUACUAUGUUUGUUUUAAUUUUCUAUAAAUUUGGUCUCAGUUUAUUGCUG
Molecule: messenger RNA, 1104 nt
Organism: Andrographis paniculata
Lineage: Eukaryota; Viridiplantae; Streptophyta; Magnoliopsida; Lamiales; Acanthaceae
Product: protein DOG1-like 4
Exons: 1
Coding region: 156-932 (258 amino acids)
Biological process (GO): DNA-templated transcription
Molecular function (GO): sequence-specific DNA binding
Source: RefSeq, a predicted model, not a curated record